GUUUUGGGUUUGAAAUUCCAACAUGGCAGAGGCUGCAGUCCGUCUUCCCUUCAAAAACUUGGAAUGAUUUCAAAUCAUAAGCACCUUCGCUUAACCCUCGCUUCCAUUCAUCAGCAAACACAGCGGAUCGAUGCUACGCUAACCUAUCGGGUUCUCGCUCCGCGCGUUCAGGUUAAAUGAAUACCUGACGAAAGGGCCCACGUUUCAAGGCAGUGACAUUUGAUAGCUGAGAGGAAAAGUGGCUUUAAUGAAAAGCAACCUUUGGAAUUCCUGCUUGUGAGAAAUCCAAUUCAGCUUUUUGUGCUGCCAGCAAGAAAUGAUCAGUAGCACCAGUGUUUAUGGCUUGAAAAUGCAGUGGACGCCGGAGCAUGCCCAGUGGCCAGAACAGCACUUUGAUAUCACCUCGACCACGCGGUCUCCUGCCCACAAGGUUGAAGCUUACAGAGGUCAUUUGCAGCGCACCUAUCAGUACGCCUGGGCAAAUGAUGACAUAUCUGCUCUGACUGCAUCCAACCUACUGAAGAAGUAUGCGGAGAAGUAUUCCGGCAUUUUGGAGGGUCCUGUGGACCGACCUGUACUCAGCAACUAUUCAGAUGCACCAUCGGGACUAGUGAACGGUCGGAAAACUGAAAGCGAACCCUGGCAGCCUUCCUUGAAUUCAGAAGCUGUUUAUCCAAUGAACUGUGUUCCAGAUGUCAUCACCGCCAGCAAAGCUGGAGUCAGUUCAGCCCUCCCUCCAGCAGAUGUCUCUGCAAGUAUAGGGAGCUCUCCUGGGGUGGCCAGCAACCUGGCAGAACCUAGUUAUUCAAGUAGUACCUGUGGAAGCCACACCGUACCUAGUCUUCAUGCAGGCCUCCCUUCUCAGGAAUAUGCCCCAGGAUACAAUGGCUCAUAUUUACAUUCUACUUAUAGUAGCCAGUCAGCACCUGCACUUCCUUCACCUCACCCAUCUCCUUUGCAUAGCUCCGGGCUCCUACAGCCACCGCCACCACCUCCUCCACCACCAGCCCUGGUCCCAGGCUACAAUGGGACGUCUAACCUCUCCAGUUACAGCUAUCCCUCUGCUAGCUAUCCUGCUCAGACUGCCGUGGGGUCCGGGUACAGCCCUGGGGGUGCACCGCCACCUCCUUCUGCAUACCUGCCUUCAGGAAUUCCUGCUCCCACUCCUCUGCCCCCCACCACCGUUCCCGGCUACAGCUACCAGGGCCACGGUUUGACACCCAUUGCACCCUCGGCUCUGACCAACAGUUCGGCAAGUUCUCUCAAAAGGAAAGCUUUCUACAUGGCAGGCCAAGGAGAUAUGGACUCCAGUUAUGGAAAUUACAGCUAUGGCCAACAGAGGUCUUCUACACAGAGUCCUAUGUACAGAAUGCCCGACAACAGCAUUGGAAACACAAAUCGGGGGAGUGGCUUUGACAGAAGUGCUGAAACAUCAUCCUUAGCAUUUAAGCCCACAAAGCAACUAAUGUCCUCUGAACAGCAAAGGAAAUUCAGCAGCCAGUCCAGUAGGGCUCUGACCCCUCCUUCCUACAGUACUGCUAAAAACUCACUGGGCUCCAGAUCCAGUGAAUCCUUUGGGAAGUACACGUCGCCAGUCAUGAGUGAGCAUGGGGACGAGCACAGGCAGCUCCUCUCUCACCCGAUGCAAGGCCCUGGACUCCGUGCAGCUACCUCAUCCAACCACUCUGUGGACGAGCAACUGAAGAAUACGGACACGCACCUCAUUGACCUGGUUACCAAUGAGAUCAUCACCCAAGGACCUCCAGUAGACUGGAAUGACAUUGCUGGUCUCGACCUGGUGAAGGCUGUCAUUAAGGAGGAGGUUUUAUGGCCAGUGUUGAGGUCAGAUGCAUUCACUGGACUGACGGCCUUACCUCGGAGCAUCCUCUUAUUUGGACCUCGGGGGACAGGCAAGACGUUAUUGGGUAGAUGCAUAGCCAGUCAGCUGGGGGCCACGUUUUUCAAAAUUGCCGGUUCUGGACUAGUCGCCAAGUGGUUAGGCGAAGCAGAGAAAAUGAUCCAUGCCUCUUUUCUCGUGGCCAGGUGUCGCCAGCCCUCGGUGAUUUUCGUUAGUGAUAUUGACAUGCUUCUCUCCUCUCAAGUGAGUGAGGAGCACAGUCCAGUCAGUCGGAUGAGAACCGAAUUUCUGAUGCAGCUGGACACUGUGCUAACUUCGGCUGAGGACCAAAUCGUAGUAAUUUGUGCCACCAGUAAACCAGAAGAAAUAGAUGAAUCUCUUCGGAGGUACUUCAUGAAACGACUUUUAAUCCCACUUCCUGACAGCACAGCGAGGCACCAGAUAAUAGUACAACUGCUCUCACAGCACAAUUACUGUCUCAAUGACAAGGAGUUUGCACUGCUCGUCCAGCGCACAGAAGGCUUUUCUGGACUGGACGUGGCUCAUUUGUGUCAGGAAGCAGCCGUGGGCCCCCUCCAUGCCAUGCCAGCCACAGACCUUUCAGCCAUCAUGCCCAGCCAGCUGAGGCCUGUUACAUAUCAAGACUUUGAAAAUGCUUUCUGCAAGAUUCAGCCUAGCAUAUCUCAAAAAGAGCUCGAUAUGUAUGUUGAGUGGAACAAAAUGUUUGGUUGCAGUCAGUGAUAACUCCUUUAACAAACAAACAAAAAAUGUGAUGAAUGUUUGGCACACACACAUAAAACCUACUACAUAGGGAAUAGAGCCCCUUUCCAGUAGUGCUUAUAUUGCAAAGGGUAUGGUGGGAAGAUGACGAGUAAGUUGCAUCUUUAGCGUCAGGGUAGAUUUGGAGGAAAUGUGCAUCACGUAAGAGCUUCUGAUUUGAAAAAGCCCCAGAUGGCAGAAAGUCUGUGCGGAUGCUCUGUUGGUUUCCAGCUAGACAACACUCGCCAAGGAGCAAGGUGCAAGUGUGUUGAUUUCAGAAGGACAUGAGCCUCGUGUGUUGAUUCCAUUCUGCUGUUCUUGAGAUUUAGUUGCUGUCAAGUGCCUGGAGUGGUGCUUUCUUUUUUGUUUGCCUCACAAUUACAUUGGUGGCAUGUGCUAAUAUAAAGAGCUUUAACUUCAAACAUUAUCGGACUCAAGAGAUGAACGGUUGUGUUAUGACAGAAAACCAGAUUUUUGCCAUUUUAAGAGCAACAGUAUUCCUCAAUCCUGUCUGUUCUGCAGUAUUAAGCUAAGAACAGGUAACACAGGGUAACGGUGAUCUGGACCUUAAUUUCUGCAGUUCAUUUCUUUUGAUGUUCUUGUCUGCAAAAACUCAGGAAAGUGAUUGUGAUUUGUACAGUACCUCAAAGGAAUGUGUUGAAAGCACUAUGUACUGCUGAGAGGAAUGGGAUAGGCUUCGGUGUUACUUUAUAUUAAAAUGUAUGUUUACCUCAACAAUUGGAAACUAACAAGGAAGAUUACUUUGAAUGUAUCCAGAGAAAUACUGAAGUGUGAUACAACUGAAUAUUUACAACUAUAAGUAGAAAUGGAGGGAUUGGGGAAAACAAAAUGUCUUGUAUGAAGGAUGGGGAAUUAACCAGAGCAGAAUAAUUCUUCAUGUCAAUAACUGCGAGAGUUCUUAGUACAUUGCUCCUUGAUCAUUCAAAGAUGUUCUUAAAAGGUACACUGGUUAAUGGAAAGCUACUUAUUCAGUUUGUGUUAGUGUCUAGAACAGUCAGCCACCAGGCCUCUUGAGGACCCUGAAAGUCACAGUACCUGGAAAUCAGAACUGCCCUCGACUGCAGAAGCAGCAAUGGCGGAGGGGGUGGUUUGCAAGUUCUCUCUUAAAACUGCUGGGAACGGUGUCAUUCUAUUCACUAAUCUAGCUUCUGAGCUUGCCAUGCUGCAUGAGAGAAUGCAGAGGAUAGCAACCAAAACAAAGAAAGAAAGAAAGAAAAGUGAAAGGAAAAAAAAAAAAAGCAACAACCAGUCAACUGCUAUAUAUCCACAAAGAACUCCAUCCGCUCCCCUCUGUGGCUCCACUCUUGUCAGUGCAGUUUUACUUCUCAUUUUGAAUCGCAGUGCUCCUGUGUUUAUUUCUACCUCAGUUUUGUUACAUUUCUCUCUGAGCGUAAGGUAAAGUAGGGAAUUGGAAGUGGACACACACACACACCACGAUGUAGCUUGCCAAAUACGUUGCUUGGUUUUCUUCCAUCUUUCCAUUUCCCUGUUAAGUUUAGUUUCCAAAAGAAACUGCCUUUAUGCCUGCUUCCACCACAACUCUCCACACUCCUCCUAUGGCAUUUAUGGCAUUUUUCUUAGUUUCUUCUUCUUCUCUUGUUCCCCACCCAGUUGUUCUUUCUUUCUGUUAAUGCUUUCUGUGCAACUUCUCACUGACAGCUGGCUAGUGUUUGGCAUUGCUUCUGAACAGCCAUGGUGCGAGCUGGAGCUUCCCAAAGUUACUGGCCAUGCAGAACCAGAACAGCCUGGCCUUUUGAAUGUAUGUCCUCUUUUUUUCCCCUUCUGCUCCCUUUUUUUUUUUUAAUUUAGAGAUGCAGUAACAAAACUGUGGCAAAGCACUGGCAUUUUAUGUAUUCAAUAAGUAAUGUACAUUUUUUUUCAAAGAUUCAAAUAAAUGCAAUGAGAAGCCCCAA
This is a messenger RNA of Ochotona curzoniae (black-lipped pika), 4551 nucleotides long. RefSeq names its product fidgetin, microtubule severing factor (gene FIGN). The record is from RefSeq and is a predicted model, not a curated record. The transcript has 3 exons. Bases 317 to 2599 code for a protein of 760 amino acids. Gene Ontology annotation, molecular function: microtubule severing ATPase activity; ATP hydrolysis activity; ATP binding. NCBI's taxonomy places the organism in Eukaryota, Metazoa, Chordata, Mammalia, Lagomorpha, Ochotonidae.